AUGCAUCUUAUCAGCACGUUACCGAAUUCUAUGAUCAAAAAGGAAAAUGAUCUAAUGGUGAACAAGUAUAUAAGGAAAAGCAAUAGAGGUUCUUGGACCGAAGAAACGAUGCAGAUGGCAAUGAAUGAAGCUAAAACUAGAUCAAUAAGCUCGGCGUCAAAAAAAUAUGGAAUUCCAAUUGGAACUUUACAUCGUCAUAUUAAAAAAGGGGACUCGUCCAAAAGCCUAGGAAGGUUUAAACCUGUUUUUUCAAAAGAACUGGAGAGGGAAAUAUGUGAUCUUGCAAUGGAACGUGAUAUACUUUUUUAUGGUUUAACAAAGCGAAGUCUACAACAACUAGCUUAUGAGGUAGCGAAAGUAAAUAAUAUUCCGCAUCCUUUUGCAUGUGAAAAAGCUGGAAAGGCAUGGCUUGAUGGUUUCAUGAAAAGACAUCCCCAACUGGCGUUCAGGACACCAGAACCCACAGCUUUAGCUCCUUGUUCUGCUCUUAAUCGCACGCAAGUGAAUCGGUUCUAUGAUAACCUGUGGAGCAUUAUAUCUCACCAUAACUUUUUGACAAGACCCGAUGACAUCUAUAAUAUGGAUGAGACUGGUGUCAAGACCAGUGCUUCCAAACCUCCAAGAGUUAUUUCUGUAAAAGGUAAAAAACAAGUAGGAGUUAUAGCAACAGCAGAAAAAGGGCAACUUACCACAGUAAUCUGUGCUUGCAGCGCAACUUGUCGAUUCAUCCCUCCUUGCUUCAUGUUUGGACAAAGAAAAAGAAUGAAUGAACGCCUUCUAGAUGGAGCUCCUAAUGGUUCUCUAGCUUGGGUUUCAGAUUCUGGUUGGAUAACUAACAGCACUUUUAACAACUGGCUAAAAUUUUUUAUUGAUAUAACAAGACCAAAACAAGACAGGCCAGUUUUAUUGAUUCUAGACAACCAUUCUACUCAUCAAAACUUGGAAGCUUUGAAUUUAGCUCGACAGAACCAUGUAAUUAUGGUCAGUAUUCCCCCCCAUACGAGCCAUAAGCUACAACCAUUGGAUGUGUCAGUUUACCGUUCAUUCAAAGUAGCUUUUGAGCAAGCGCUAGAUACUUUUCAAAAGAAUCAUCCCGGAAGAAGGGUAAAUCAAUUUGGAUUUUGCACCUGCAACUCUUUUUAUGAAAAUGCUGCAGUUAUUGAAGAGCAAUCAAAUACUGCUGUAACAGAUGAAGGAGACAAAAAUAAAGACCCUGUCGUUGCGGAAAACAUAGGUUUAAAUAAUGAUAAUGUGACAGAAAUUGAAAAUCCAUGUGAUGUCAUCAAUGAUCCUGUUGAGAAAAACAAUACUGAUGAACCACCCGCUGGCAACGAUAGUGAAGACAAACAGAAAGAAGAAAAGGAACUUAAUUCUGAUGAUAAAAAAAAUGAAAUGACUGAAGAUAGUACGCUUGAAACUCGUUCCGGUGUUUUUGAUAAGAGCUGGGACCAACCAUCCACUUCGCACUAUAUUUCUCCAAUCAAAAUUCUUCCAUCACCAAAAGUUACUCCUACUAUAAAGAAGCGGAAAGCGAGAUGUCAAAGGUCAGAAGUCUUAACCAGUUCUCCAUUCAAAAAUCCUAUUAAAAUGAAAAUUGAGAUGAAAGGGAAACCAAAUUUAUUAUUUAAUCGGACCAUUAAAGGCAAGGAAAAUCAAAACAAGGAAGUACGAACAUGCGAGAAUAAAGGAAAAGGGAAAGGAAAAGGAGUAAAAACAGAAAAAGAUAAACAUAUUGUACCAAAUAUAGAGCAGUCUUCACAAAAUGAUGUGUUCUGUGUAUUAUGUGGGGAACCUUAUGUGGAACCGCCCACAGAGGACUGGGUAGUGGUUGGGCACAUGAAUUGUGUACCGACACAGAGGAUGAUGACCUGCCGCCAUUCUGGUUGCUAA
This is a messenger RNA of Acanthoscelides obtectus, 1890 nucleotides long. The record is from the annotation of a GenBank genome assembly. NCBI's taxonomy places the organism in Eukaryota, Metazoa, Arthropoda, Insecta, Coleoptera, Chrysomelidae.